Molecule: messenger RNA, 1155 nt
Organism: Dentiscutata heterogama
Lineage: Eukaryota; Fungi; Glomeromycota; Glomeromycetes; Diversisporales; Gigasporaceae
Source: the annotation of a GenBank genome assembly
AUGGACAACAAUCCUCACGAUAUCUCGUCUAAUGUCGACAGAACUUCGACUGUAACACCCUUAUACUCACAAAAUUCUUCUCUCAUUGAAUCUUCCACAACUUCAAUAGGUAGUUUACCGACUCCACUUAACAAUAACAGUGAUUCUUCUCAACAAACUUUUUCAAUGCCAACUCAAAGACAGUCGACGAGGUCUGCCGUUUUAUCCUCGGUAUUGUCCUCUACACCAAACUCUUCUUCUCUUGCUACUACGUCUGUGAGAGCGACAGCCCCAGGUUCAAGGCAGGUUCGACGGAAUUGGUGGGGCUAUAUCUUAGAAAACUUUAGAUCUAUUUCUAGAACUUCUAAGCAUUACGCGACAGGUCGUGCGACCGACCUCUUAACAGAUCAUAGACGUAAUGGACAAAAUCAAAACGAUAACAAUGAACCAAUAAGAAGAGAUUCAUGGGUUGACCGUUUUAAGUCUUUUUUGGAUCUUUUCGCAACUCUUUGGUUUAUUAUCGGCAAUUAUCUUCUUUUCACUACCCAAAAUUGUGCAACCAAAGCACCUGAAAUUUUCUUUCUUUCUUUAACAUGGGUUAUUCUUGGAUACAUCGUAAUCACUAUUCCUAUAUUAUUAUGCCUCGCUGUUAUUUUUUGUUUACCAUGCGUAUUAGUUGCAAUGAGAAUCCUUCAUGUUGGGGAUGCAGUUGGAAUUAGCGGUGCUAGUGAUGAUGUAAUUCAAAAAAUUCCAUUGGCAAAGUUUAAAGCACUUCAAGGAGAUUCUAAUGUAUCAGAAAGUCAAACUACUGAUACCAUUGUAUCAGUGUCACAGACAGAAUCAAGUCAUCAGCCAAUAUCUUCAACGCCUAAAAAAUCUCGAUUUAAUAUAUUCGGAAGAAAAAAGAAAGGCACUCAUCAUUUACCAGUCGCACAACAAACACUUACCAUUCCUAACCCCGAUGACGCUGUCUGUUCUAUCUGUCUUUCAGCGUAUGAAGAUGGUGAUGAACUACGGAAUUUAUGGUGUUCACAUCAUUUCCAUAAGGACUGUGUUGACGAAUGGCUAUCGUUGAAUAGACGAUGCCCAAUGUGUCGAAGUAGUAGUACCGGUGGUCGAGUGGAUGUUUCAAGUAGUCAAGGUGAAUCAGCAGAAGAUGCAGCUCAUAAUGUAUAA